Messenger RNA from Artibeus jamaicensis (Jamaican fruit-eating bat), 3670 nucleotides. It is a transcript of the gene NUDT12, whose product is annotated as nudix hydrolase 12. Lineage: Eukaryota; Metazoa; Chordata; Mammalia; Chiroptera; Phyllostomidae. The record is from RefSeq and is a predicted model, not a curated record. The transcript is spliced from 7 exons. Gene Ontology annotation, cellular component: cytosol. Bases 64 to 1449 code for a protein of 461 amino acids. Gene Ontology annotation, biological process: NAD+ catabolic process; NADP+ catabolic process. Gene Ontology annotation, molecular function: metal ion binding; NADH pyrophosphatase activity; protein binding.
GCGAGGACACCGACCCGCUACCGGAAGUUAGGAAGGCUCUAUCCGGCGUCGGGAAGAGAAGAAAUGUCUUCUAUGAAGAGAAGUCCAAAACAAGAAAUAAUUUCCCAAUUUCACUGUUCAGCUGCAGAAGGAGAUAUUGCCAAGUUAACAGUAAUUCUCAGUCAUUCUCCGUCUCUUCUCAAUGAAACUUCUGAAAAUGGCUGGACUGCUUUAAUGUAUGCUGCAAGAAAUGGGCACCUGGAUGUUGUCCAGCUGCUACUUGAGAAAGGGUGUGACAGAUCCAUUGUCAAUAGAUCAAAGCAGACUGCACUGGAUAUUGCUGAGUUUUGGGGUUACAAGCAUAUAGCUAACUUACUAGCUAAUGCUAAAGGUCAAAAGAAGCCUUGGUUCCUAACCAAUGAUGUAGAAGAAUGUGAAAAUUAUUUUAGCAAGACACUACUGGACCGGAAAAGUGAAAAAAGAAAUAAUUCUGACUGGCUACUAGCUAAAGAAAGCCAUCCAGCCACAGUUUAUAUCCUUUUCUCAGAUUUAAAUCCCUUGGUUACUUUAGGUGGCAACAAAGAAAGUUCCCAACAACCAGAAGUCAGGCUUUGUCAGCUGAACUACACAGAUAUAAAGGAUUAUUUGGCUCAACGUGAAAAGAUCACCUUGAUUUUCCUUGGAGUGGAACUUGAAAUGAAAAAAGAGUUACUUAGUUAUGCUGGGGAAGUCCCAAGAGAAGAAGACGGAUUGGUUGCCUGGUUUGCUCUAGGUAUAGAUCCUGUUGCUGCUGAAGAAUUUAAGCAAAGACAUGAAAAUUGUUAUUUUCUUCAUCCACCAAUGCCAGCUCUUCUGCAAUUGAAAGAAAAUGAAGCUGGGGUCGUAGCUCAAGCAAGAUCUGUUCUUGCCUGGCACAGUCGAUAUAAGUUCUGCCCAACCUGUGGAAGCACAACUAAAAUUGAAGAAGGUGGCUAUAAGAGAGUAUGCUUAAAGGAAGACUGUCCUAGCCUUCAUGGUGUUCACAAUACAUCAUAUCCAAGAGUUGAUCCGGUAGUAAUCAUGCAAGUUAUUCAUCCAGAUGGGACCAAAUGUCUGUUAGGCAGGCAGAAAAGAUUUCCCCCAGGCAUGUUUACUUGCCUUGCUGGAUUUAUUGAACCUGGGGAGACAAUAGAAGAUGCCGUUCGGAGAGAAGUAGAAGAGGAAAGUGGAGUCAGAGUUGGCCAUGUUCAGUAUGUCGCUUGUCAGCCAUGGCCAAUGCCCUCCUCCUUAAUGAUUGGUUGCUUAGCUGUGGCAGUGUCUACGGAAAUUAAAGUUGACAAGAAUGAAAUAGAGGAUGCCCGCUGGUUCACUAGAGAACAGGUUGUGGAUGUUCUGACCAAAGGGAAGAAGCAGGCAUUCUUUGUGCCACCAAGCCGAGCUAUUGCGCAUCAAUUAAUCAAACACUGGAUUGGAAUGAACCCCAACCUCUAAAUCAAGUAACUUGACUUUGAGUACCAAUUAAUUUCUUAUUCCACUUAUUCCUCAAGUGAGGUUAUAAAUAUUCAAUACUCUUUAGAAUGUCACAACACAAAAUAUCAUGUUGGAUUUUUAAAAUAUUUUCAAAGUGUACAUUUCAUCUUCAACUACAGAAUUCUUAUUUUUAUGAGUUACAACAUUGCCUCAGAUUUUAAAUUAAAAUCUGGAUCAUCCUUCUAUCUCGAACAUUUUUUGGUUGUGCUCCACAAUUCUAUUUCAUAAAACCAUGUUUCUAAUAAGAGAAAUCAUGUCGUAAAGAAAUAUGUUCCAAAAAUGUAAGUGCACUGAAAUCCUAGCACCUGUUAUAAGCAUUAGACUAGUCAUUAAAGAUCCAUUACUGAAAUUAAGCAUAUUUACAAGUAAUUCUCCUCACAGAUAUUAAAUCUCAUACACAGGGUCUGGCAGAAGUAACGCCUGCUUGAGUGUGGUUGGUGGGGUACAUGAAUGUCUCACAGGAGAUGGACAGCAAUUUGAACGUGUCACUUAAAAUGUUAUAUGGUGUACUCAAGUAUGAUGUUUAAUAAGAGUUUGUAAUAAGUGGACAUUAUUUGUACCAGACCCUGCACAUGUACCUCAUUAAUAAAAACACUGACUUGAUGUCACAUCUUUUUUGAGAAAUUAGACAAAAUAAUUUUAAUGAAUUUUGAGCUUGAAUUUUUAGUCCUUCAUUACCAUAAAGUGUCUUUCAGUUGUCAGUAGCAGAUUUUUGCUCAUCUCCCAUUGUAAUUCACUUUUUCCUCCUGGUUUCAUUGUUUUAAUAGUGCUGCAGUUACAGUGUUCUAUGUUCAUCAGUUAAGAAUUUUCUAUUUUGACAACUCCACAAAACAAGUAAGAGCAUAUAUUGUGUCUGGGGCCUCCUCCUUAAAAAUUAAUUACUCUGUUUUUCUAUUAGAGCUACUCAAAGUCUUAAGAUAAAUCAGGAUUCUCUGCUUUUUCACUGAAAUGAAACAUAUUUGAAAGAAAUUCUCAAAGGUCAGAUGUUAUGUAAAUCACAGAAAGAUUUACAUAUUUUUUAAAAAAACACUGGCUUUGUGGCAUUUUGUGAUAAGGAAUAUAUCUGCAUUAGCAAAAAGCUAUAUAAUCAUUACUAAUAACAUCUGUUAAGUUCAUAUGUAACAUUUCGCUUUUGGCCUUAACACAUUCUAAGAAGGCUUUAUAAAGUAAGUAUAUGUUGGAAAUGAAUCAGUAAUAUUCUAGAGAAAGUAAAUUGCACUUCCCAAUUUAGACAGAACUGUCAUAUUUUACAAGGCUGUUUUGAAAUUGUUUUAAAAGGUAACACUUAAAUACAUAAAUUUAUAUAAUUUGGCUGUAUACUAUCGUAUGUUAGAACUGGAAGAGACCUAAAGGAUAAUAUCUAGAGUUCAUUGCCCUUCCCUUAUAGACAAGGUAAAGGAAAUAUUGAAAGGUGAAUUUAAUUAAUUUGUUAAAGGUAAAUUAAUUAAUGAAAGUUACACAAGUACAGUUUAUAAUUUUAAUACAAUUUAUUAUAUUUAUAGUUAAGUAAGUUAAUUACAAGUUUAUACUGUAUAACCCAGAGAAGCAUUCUUCCUCUGAUCAAAGUUAGAAACUAUUACUAAAAAUGUAUAUAAGAUAAAUCAAAAUAAUAGAUAAGAAUACAUUCACUUUACCACAUACUGUUAUUUAAAAUUUUAGAUACUAAAAUUUAUUUAACUUAAAUAAGAUCAUUUUAUUAGUUAAAACUUUGUUUUAUUAACAAACAAUGGUUCCCUUAGUAAUUGAUGAAGGCUUAUUGAUAUCAGGUCUUUAAACAAAAUUAAGACUUAUACAGGACAUUUGGAUUCAUAAUAAAAUUUGAACUACAUAGGAAUAUAGAAAAUGCCGUGCCUUGAUUAUUCUGAAGUAUAAUGACUUAAAAAGUUCAGCUUACUUCAAAUGUAUUUUAAUACGUAUAGAUCCUAAGGUUACAUCAAAAGUUGUAGGAUAGCAAAGUAAAAUACAAAGUGUCGACAAGUAGUUGUAAAUUUAGUUUUUGAUAUUUAACCCUGUACUCAGGGAAAAUCAGUAUCUAAGUAAAUUAUUGUUUUAAUAAUCUCUCUUAAAUUGUUAACCUCUGAGAGGUGAAUAAGCUACAUGUAAGUAGAAGAAAUAGCCAAGAAAUUGUAAAGUUUCAAGUGCCAUCAAUGUAUUCUAAUGGAAAUAAAGGUAACCAUACAUU